Arachis stenosperma is the source of this 851-nucleotide messenger RNA. RefSeq names its product protein VASCULATURE COMPLEXITY AND CONNECTIVITY-like. The record is from RefSeq and is a predicted model, not a curated record. The transcript is spliced from 3 exons. Bases 152 to 634 code for a protein of 160 amino acids. Lineage: Eukaryota; Viridiplantae; Streptophyta; Magnoliopsida; Fabales; Fabaceae.
CCUCCUACAUACCACACUCAAUUAUUCUACAAACUUUUUAUAAUCAUUAUUUAUAUAUGUAUACUUCUACUACAUCCUCCUUCCCACUAGUGUUUCUCAUCUUAGAAGUGGUUAAUUAAAGCAAAGCAACAACACAAGAACUUUCCCUCACAUGGCUAGAGUAGGAGGAAUUUGUCUGUGUCUUCUCAUUCUAAUAAUGGAUGUUGGAGCUGGGAUUCUCGGCUUUGAGGCUGAAAUAGCACAAAACAAGGUUAAGCACAUGAGAGUGUGGAUCUUUGAGUGUAGAGAGCCAAGCCAUAAGGCGUUUAUGAUGGGUUUGGGUGCUGCAGUGCUUUUGGGGCUAUCACAUGCCAUAGCCAAUUUGUUAGGUGGAUGCAACUGCCUUUGCUCUCACCAUGACUAUGAUAAGGCUUCCUCUAAUAUCCAACUCUCAACACUUUGCCUCAUUUUAACUUGGGUUGUGUUGGCCGUUGGAAUGUCUAUGCUGGUGAUAGGGGCUAUGUCAAACAACAGAUCAGACGGUUCAUGUGGCUUCUCACACCAUCAUUUCCUUUCAAUUGGAGGAAUUCUCUGUUUUGUUCAUGGCCUAUUCAGUGUUGCAUAUUACGUUUCUGCCACUGCCUCUAGUGUUUAAUUAGUGACUAAGAAAAACAUCUGGAACUCACUCACACCCAUUCACUCAUGCUUUAGUGCUUUUUGUAGUAGUUUGGCUCUUUCUUCUUUUCUUUUUUUACACCUUUUUUUUUAAAUUAAAGUGUAGCUUUAGAGAAAAUGUAUCUUGACUUUAAUGCUUAGUGUACUAAAAAAAGGGGAACAUGGAAGGUAACCAUUUUGUAUAUGACCAAAUUAUC